CACCUGGAGCCUCACCUGACAGCUUCACGCCUGAAGAGACAUCAGCUGAUGGACCCUGUGGAGAACCUGGAAGACAGGAUGUGUCUGAAGCACGAUAAACCUCUGGAGCUGUUCUGUAGGACCGACCAGACGUGUGUCUGCAUGCUCUGCACUGUGUUGGACCACAAGAUGCACAAUGUUGUUCCUCUGAAACAAGAAUGUGAAGGAAAGAAGGUGGAGCUGCAGAAGACAGAGGCUGAAACUCAGAUGAUCCAGAAGAGACGACUGAAGAUUCAGGAGGUCCAACACAACGUGAAGCUCAGUGAGGAAGAUGCAGACCGAGAGAAAGCAGAAGGUGUUCAGGUCUUCACUGGUCUGAAGGAGUCUGUGGAGAGGAAACUGAAGGAGCUCAUCACUACGAUAGAAGAGAAGCAGAGAAGCACCAAGAAACAGGCUGAAGACGCCAUCAGAGAGAUGGAACAGGAGAUCUCUGAUCUGAUGAAGAGGAGCACUGAGGUGGAGAAGCUCUCCCUCUGAUCAUCUCUCCUGUUGGAGUAAACUAAUCACUUCUCUCACGUCCUUCAGGGAAAAUAUUUAAACUCAACCCUGUGUGGUCUACACCUCAUCUUCUCCACCUCGUCUUCUCCACCUAAUCUCCUCCACCUCAUCUUCUCCUCCUCCUCAUUUUCUACACCUCAUCUCCUCCACCUCAUCUCCUCCACCUCAUCUCCUCCACCUCAUCUCCUCCACUUCAUCUCCUCCACCUCAUCUCCUCCACUUCAUCUUCUCCACCUCAUCUCCUCCACUUCA
Molecule: messenger RNA, 789 nt
Organism: Pseudoliparis swirei
Lineage: Eukaryota; Metazoa; Chordata; Actinopteri; Perciformes; Liparidae
Product: tripartite motif-containing protein 29-like
Exons: 1
Coding region: 49-516 (155 amino acids)
Molecular function (GO): zinc ion binding
Source: RefSeq, a predicted model, not a curated record